AAGAAACUUUCUGCAAGACGAAUUUAGCCAAAACUUCACCGGCAAUAUGGUUUGGUUGAUUCUUUUUUAAACUCAGAGCUGGCCAAAAACUUACUGCUGUCUCGAAAGUCUUAAUCUACAUCCAUUUAAAGUGUUUACGGUCUCAAAAGUAAAUCGAAAUUCUCUUCGAAAUGCACUGCAGCUGUUACAGACAAAGCACCUUCGACAUGCAUUAAAACUCAGUUUCGAUAAUAGAGAUUGUUCGCGACACGUCUAUUUCUUAUAUAUCGUACAUAGCCAUGUAUCGAGGCUGGUACAUGUUUAAGAUGUCAGUCACCAAACAUGUAUAUUGCGCUUUAACAUGCUGAACCUGUACCAAGUUUAUAACUUUUAUCUGUUAUUAUUCUAUUAUUAACGAAACGUACAUAUGCAUUGCUUUAAAAUGCUCUCAUUCGAAUACUUUUCAGUUUCUUGUUUGUACGUAAUCGUAUAAUGAUCGAAAAGUUUAAUCAAUGGAGGACUUGCUUCGCAUGCUAGCAGCUUUGUGUGUAUUCGUGUUGUUUUUCUUAUGUUUAAAUUUCGCUUUAAUAACUCCAAAUAUCGUAAGAGGAUUUACUACUGACGUAAGAAAAAAAUUCAGUUUAACAAACAGGAGGGAAUUUGAAAUUAAAAAGGACGCAAUGUACCGUCAACAGGUGUUCAUGGAAAACUAUAGACCCGUAAGAAAUUCUGCUGGUAUCAACUGUACAAAAAUAAUCAUUAACAGUGAUCAAAAAGAGAUUACAAAAGCCAAGCAGGUUAAGACACAAUUAUCAAAUCUUAGUCUGGACUAUUAUUUGGACAUUACAAACAACUGUCAUCUGUUUCGUGCUUCCAGGGGAUAUAUUGACCAUCCACUUUCGAAGAUGGAACAUGAAUUCCCUAUUGCAUUUUCAAUACUUGUUUACAGAGACAUUGAACAAGUUGAACGACUCAUGCGUUUAAUAUAUAGACCUCACAAUUACUACUGUAUACAUAUGGAUUACAAAAUGAAUAAAAUUGAGAUGGAAGCCUUUAAGAAGAUCGCAAAUUGUUUGAACAAUGUGUUUAUUGUUAAAGAACCAGUAAAUGUAAUAUGGGGAGACUUUUCACUUUUAGAGGCAGAACUGCUAUGCAUGAAAGUACUUGGAUCUUAUAAACAGUGGAAAUAUUACAUUAACCUUACUGGACAAGAAUUUCCUUUGAAAACCAACCGCGAGAUAGUUGCUAUCCUAAAAGCCUUAGACGGUGCAAACGUUGUUUACGGAUCUUUAAAAAGAACGUUGUCACGCUACAAUACCCGCUGGUCUAUGGUAAAAGCACCACCACCUCAUAACCUGACAAUAAUAAAAGGAUCAAUGCAUGUUGCAGCUAACAGGGAAUUUGUCGAUUUCUGCCUUCACGACCCAGUAUCACUAGAAUUAAUAAAGUGGUUAAAAGAAACAAGAAUUCCAGAUGAAUCUUUCUUCUCUACGUUAAUCUAUAAUCCACAGUUGGGAAUACCAGGAUCUUUACUUGGAGAGCCAGAGAAACACUGUUUGAGGCCGUUUUUUCUACGAUACGUCAUCUGGCAGUUUCAUGGUAACAGUAACCUUGUUAAAAUCUGCCGUGGAAAGUUUGUGCGAGAAGUGUGUAUACUUGGAGUUGAGGAUCUACACAGCGCAUACAAUAGUGUUGGGUUAUUUGCUAAUAAGUUUUACCUUAAUUUCGAACAUAUAGCUCUUGACUGUUUAGAAGAACUGUUAUAUGAGAAAACAUGGAAAGAGUAUCUUGAAGACGUUUCAAUCGACACAUCUUAUUAUUACCACUUAGACUACGCCAAAAUGCAGUUAAAGGCGUGACUCUAUCCAAUAUUGAUUUGCUGUUGCGAGUUAGGUAUCCACAUACAGUAGUCAAAUUUCAUACGAUGAUUAAUCGGUUUACGACUCCCUUCUGUUUUGGGUUUCAGGGAGUGACUGAAGUCACAGUUACCUCGAUUCUGGAAAUGAUUUCCAAUAAAUAAAUGGACAACUAUUUGGCUCAAGGUUGUGAAACAAUACUUGUAAUUGGGUACCUUUGGAUAGUAAAUGACACCUAUUUGCAUUGUGUCAAAUGUGAAUGUUACAGACAAUAUUUUUAAUACAAUAGAUGAUUUGAUGCGGGGUUCUUUAUGCUAUAUGAUAAAGUCAUUGUGAGAAAUAUUGUAUUAGAUUUAUUAGCCCAAUAAGCACAGAUACAAUGAAGUUAGUCCACUUUUCUUGUUGGUUAAAGGUAGUCAUAGUAUACUUCACAUUGAUAAAACUUGACCAAUUUGAUAAAAUGGCUACAUUUCUACUUUUGGGCCAUUGAAUCAAUUUUGGAAAUAAACUGAAUAUAAGUGAAUCAUUCAUUUCACAAAACCAUUCACAUCGUCUGGGUCGGCUCUCUUUACAAAAGGUAUAGCCCUAAUAAAUUUCGGGACUAUAGAACACGAAAUCAAAAUACUUCGGUAAUAAAGUACAUUAAAUCAGAAUACUUCGGGAAAAGAUACAUUAAAUCAGAAUACUUCGAGAAUAAAGUACAUUAAAUCAGAUUACUUCGGGAAAAGGUACAUUAAAUCAGAAUACUUUAGGAAUAAAGUACGUGAAAUCAGAAUAUUUCGGGAACAAGGUAAAUGCAACCAGAAUACUUUGGGAACAAAGUGUAAUGUAUUGGCCGGUGUACCUGAAGCUUUCUUUAAAACACAACACUGUUUAGCAGUUCCAGCAGAUUUAUUUCCCACGAAGAGCAAUGCACAGGUAGCUAUAAAUGUGCAGCUGAAUUUCAAAGAUGUAAUCGAUUUUCAGUUAGCUUUUUAGAACAGUUCUGUUUACAACACUAUUAACACAAUUUGAUAUUUAUAAAUUAAUUUCAGCCUAGCAUUUAACAAUGAUUAUUGACUUUCAGCUACUGAGAGCUGUCAGUUUAACCUGGGACCAUGUCCCUAGCUCGUCACCUGGGCUGUCCCCCACCCCCUGAUCAUAAUAACACUGAGUUUAUGUAUUCGCAGACAUGUUAUUCAACUUCCUGUCAACUUAGUAAUUAAACUUAAUUGUUUAACACCCUCCAGUUACUGAAGAUUUGACAAUCUUUUCUGACUUUUUAUAAUUCAUGAAUUAUACAGUUUUUGUAUGUUUUUUAAAAUCUUAAAUCUCUGAAAGAAAUAUUCAAAUUAAAAUACAAAACCUACCCAUUACACUACAAAUCUACAUGCAAUUAGAAUACUUCGAGAAUAAAGUACAUUGUUCACCAUUGUUUUCAUUAGCUUGUAGCACUUCCUCACCAAGCCUCUGUUCUUUAAUUAGAGAUACUUCUUCUGCAUAUAACUUUUGAGACAAAACAUGCUGUCUGUAUUAUUGCGAUGGAGGACUGAUUGAAAGAAUGCACGAGUUUAGUUCAGUUGUCACAACGGAGGAUUCCACGUGUUAUCAUUGAUUCAGUGUAAAACAUUGCAUUUACCUUUGGGUCGUUAUCACUCAGGAAAACUUCUAACCAAAUGAUUCGCCUGUUGAAACCGUCCGUGACACCAUAAAUGUAAAAUUCACAUGGUUUAAGGUUGCCAUGCCCAGCAACACAAAAUAUAGGUCUUUUUCUUUGUUCAAUUUUCGUUUCAAGGUUGGUGUUUUCAUGAAAUAAUGCUAUUCGAAUAAAUAUGAGGAAGCGGA
Mercenaria mercenaria is the source of this 3659-nucleotide messenger RNA. Its product is annotated as N-acetyllactosaminide beta-1,6-N-acetylglucosaminyl-transferase-like. The transcript is spliced from 3 exons. The record is from RefSeq and is a predicted model, not a curated record. Bases 492 to 1838 code for a protein of 448 amino acids. NCBI's taxonomy places the organism in Eukaryota, Metazoa, Mollusca, Bivalvia, Venerida, Veneridae. Gene Ontology annotation, cellular component: membrane. Gene Ontology annotation, molecular function: glycosyltransferase activity.